Drosophila santomea is the source of this 1334-nucleotide messenger RNA. RefSeq names its product arylalkylamine N-acetyltransferase 1 (gene AANATL7). Gene Ontology annotation, molecular function: N-acetyltransferase activity. The transcript has 2 exons. NCBI's taxonomy places the organism in Eukaryota, Metazoa, Arthropoda, Insecta, Diptera, Drosophilidae. Bases 119 to 955 code for a protein of 278 amino acids. The record is from RefSeq and is a predicted model, not a curated record.
UUCACAACAUGUCAACGAUUUGUCCGGCACUUGAUAAACUUUUCAAAUCAGAUUUGUUCCCCCAUUUCUAUGAGAUUUUCUAACCCACUCAAAAUUCCAAGUGUGCACCAUCAAUAGCAUGGAUAUCAGGAGAUGGACUCAACCCCUGGUACAAAUUGCGCUUUCACAGAUCCUGAAACACGCCGGAUUUCAACGGAGUGCCACGGGGUUUCCCUGUUUCAAGAACUUCAUUACCAUCCGCAGAUACAGCGAUUCCAGCAUGGAGUACAAAAUGAUUGGACCGGAGCACUGCGACCAGGUGCUGGAGCACCUGCGUCGCAACUUCUUCGCCGACGAGCCGCUGAACAAGGCCGCCGGUUUGUGCCAGAACGGCAGCAGUUGUGCCGCUCUGGAGUCGCACUGUGCCGAGGCCAUACUGGACCGGAUGAGCGUGAUGGCUGUGGAUGCGAAGGAGCUGGAGCAGGGAGUGUGCAAAAUAGUCGGCGUGGUCCUGAAUGGUAUCCUGAAACCGGGCGACACGGCCAAAGCGCUGAGCAAGCUGGACACCAAUGACGAUGCGGGCUUUCGCAAGAUCUUCGACUUGCUGCACAGACACAAUCUCAAGUACAAUCUCUUCGAGCACUUCGACGUGGCGUGCAUGUUCGAUGUGCGCAUCCUGUCGGUGGACUCCUGCUACCGUGGCCAGGGCAUAGCCAACGAGCUGGUCAAGCGAUCGGUGGCGGUGGCCAGGAAGAAUGGCUUUCGCCUGCUGAAAGCCGAUGCCACCGGCAUCUUUUCGCAGAAGAUAUUCCGCUCGCAUGGAUUCGAGGUCUUCUCGGAGCAGCCGUACAGCAAGUACACGGAUGGCGAUGGUCGGGUGAUCCUGCCCGUUGAGGCGCCCCACAUCAAGAUGCAGCAGCUGUACAAGGCGAUCUGCGGCGCCGCCGACCAGGAUGAGAAGGAGCAGUCACGUUAAGGCGACGCCCGACUGGCUGAGAUUUUUUUGGAACAAUAAUCUUAUUUAUUUUCUACAUACAUGCACCAUAUUGCAACUUAUUGGAAUGUUUUCGUACUACAAAUAUGGAAAUUAGUUUUGGGAGCACUAAACGAAAAGUAAGCUAAGAACAAUUCCUAUUGUUCUCUGUAAACUAACUAACUAAGUAUUAAGUAAUAACAUUGGAUUACUUUCCCCUGACAGUUUUUGGAGCGCCAGGUCAAUGGAACGCCUCUAGAAUGCGGACGCUGCCUGGCAAGUUUACAUAGACGUGUGUGUAAUUGUUAUUCAAUCGUUUUUUGUAUGGGGACCAACUGCUAACUGCUAACAAUACCUAAAUAAAGUACACUGUUGUGCCAAA